GCGGCAAACUCUCUUUGCGGUGCGACGCUCCGAAUUUGUGCUCCUCGCCGACGAUUCCUGUUGAGCAAGCUCCCGUCGUAAUCUCUCGCUCUGUCACCAUGUCGGUCAGCGAGCUUGCUUGCACCUACGCCUGCCUCAUCCUCCACGAUGACGGCAUCGCCAUCACUGCCGAUAAGAUCGCCAGUUUGGUGAAGGCUGCCAACGUUUCAGUUGAGGGCUACUGGCCUUCGCUUUUCGCCAAGCUGUGCGAGAAGAGGAGCGUUGAUGAUCUCAUCACCAAUGUCGGAGGUGGUGGUGGUGCUGCCGUCGCUGUGAGCGCUGCACCUGCUUCCUCGGCUGCCGAUGAAGCUCCCCAAGUAGAGGAGAAGAAGGAGGAGCCGAAGGAAGAGAGUGAUGACGACAUGGGAUUCAGUUUGUUUGAUUAGAAUUGCUUAAUGGGUUGAGUGGGACCUUUUAUAUGCCAGUGUCGACCCGUUCGUGUUAAGCCGUCUAUGAUCACAAGGAACUUUGAAAAUGUGAGGGCUCUGGCUGUUUGCAUCUUAUCAUGCUUUGACACAUUGCAUUGCCAAAUUGUUGGCAUCGGUCGCUACCCAUGUAAUCUGGAAGCAAGAAUGAAUUCAAUGUCUUAGUCACCAUGCGAUGACGGAGUGACAGAGUUUUCAUAAGGUUGUCCUUAACCACA
Molecule: messenger RNA, 682 nt
Organism: Physcomitrium patens
Lineage: Eukaryota; Viridiplantae; Streptophyta; Bryopsida; Funariales; Funariaceae
Product: large ribosomal subunit protein P1
Biological process (GO): translational elongation; cytoplasmic translation
Cellular component (GO): cytosolic large ribosomal subunit; ribosome
Molecular function (GO): ribonucleoprotein complex binding; protein kinase activator activity; structural constituent of ribosome
Source: RefSeq, a predicted model, not a curated record